Messenger RNA from Drosophila serrata, 1407 nucleotides. RefSeq lists its product as uncharacterized. NCBI's taxonomy places the organism in Eukaryota, Metazoa, Arthropoda, Insecta, Diptera, Drosophilidae. Gene Ontology annotation, molecular function: peptidyl-prolyl cis-trans isomerase activity. Gene Ontology annotation, biological process: protein peptidyl-prolyl isomerization. The record is from RefSeq and is a predicted model, not a curated record.
ACCUGUUCUUUUCCAUUCACAUUUCUAUUCUCAAGCCCCAUACAGUCAGACAUUUUUAAAGAUUCAGCCAUACAAGUCAUUCCACACACACUGCCUUAGCAGCUUAAAAUUCAAGUAUAUCCUAAGAUUUUCAAAAUACCAUGUUUAUCCGAGGUGAUGCAACGCGCGGUGCUCGUGGUACGGGUACCAUUCCCCAGGUGCCCAGCUCGAUGACCCCCUAUGUGGCUGCGGUGAAACGUGGUCCCUACACGAUGACUAAUCCCGUUUAUAACAAUCCAAAUCCCAACUUGGUGGCAUUCGAUGGCCAGGUGGCUGAAACUACGCAGAAGCACACCUUUAAUAUCAAGAAGCAGACUCUAAAGAGCAACUAUCGCCAUCACCAGCGUCUAAUCCCGGUGGCCAUAGGCAAGCAGUCCCUGUCGAAGGCUCGUUCCAAUCUGGUGACAAAUCAACAACGGGAGCUGUACCGCCAGCACCGGGAGCGGAUGAGUCAAGUCAAGGGUAAGGUGAACACCUGCCUGCCCCCGCCAAAGGUCGUGAUCGAGGGGAAUGGGAUGGAACUAUCCUACAUGGAGAUGCUGACCGCUCUCUACAAGAAGAGCAACAAUACGCUGCGCACCUUCACGAAGUCACCGGAACGCCUGGCGGGUGGCAGGUGGCGCAAUGCCACCUUGGCCCGGAACAAGGAGCAGCGGCAGCUGGAGAACAACAAGAAGUUCCACAAGGGCGGCGAACUCUUCGAUACAAUGGCUGCAAAGUCGAAGAAAUCCGAAGAUUCAUUUAGCUACGAGAUCCCGAUGCACGUCCUCCAUCGCUACGAGAAUCUGAUGGAUCAAUGCGAUGUGAGUGUUUUAUGCAAGCUGCUGCGCCCACAGAUCUAUCUGGACAUUGAUGUGCCGGACUGUCGCCUGCAAGGUCGGCUUUCCAUCCAGCUCUUCACCGAGGCCUGUCCUCAGAUCGUCCUGGAGUUCAUGCGGGUCUGCACACGCAAGCGUACCCGUUCCAUUGCCUUUACCCGCGCCCUGUCACCCAUCUGGCUGGAGGGCAAGAUUGAGAUGAGCCCGGAGCGGAACAAGGGUCUAACCAGCAUCGAGCAUGACUUCGAGACGCUUAACCAUGGCGUGGAUGCUGGUAUCCUUUCGUUCCCCAGUCGCUAUGUUCGUGCCUCAGCCGGCUCUGCGGUGAACUUCACCAUUAGUUUCAAGCCACUGUCAACUCUAAAUGGUCGCAGGAUUGCCUUUGGCAAGGUGCGCAAGGGAAUGCAGUUUCUGGCCAAGAUUCAGGAUGCCGUCGGACACUUGGCCAACGGUCACGAGAAAAUUUUUCUAACAGACUGUGGCAUCCUAUGAACCUAAGUCAAAUUAAAUGUGGAGCUACAUUAUUGUAAAUAAAAUCUUUAGAAGUUCA